AUGCAGUUUUUGAGCGCAGUAAGUCCACACCCAUUCUCUACCCCAAGCUGGAAGGUUGAGACCAAGUAUUCAACCCGAGUGCUCACUGGAAACUGGGUGGAAGAGAGGAGGAAGUUCACCAAAGCCACUGAGAAAACACCUCAGAGCAUUUACAGAAAAGAGUAUGUGCCCUUCGCAGGCCACAGGCCGGACCAGAUCUCCAGGUGGUAUGGCAAGAGGAGAGUUGAGGGCCUCCCGCACAGACACCUGCUGGCAGGUCACCAGGAGCCCUGCCGCCGCCAUCUGAUCAGCACGUACGACGACCAUUACAACCGGCGUAGUCACAACCCGGCGCUGCCCGCACGGCGCACCUGGAACGGGCACCAGUUGCUGUGGCUCCCGGAGAGAUCGGACUUCCCCCUUCUCGCUCCCCCUACAAACUAUGGACUCUACGAACAGCUGAAGCGGAGGUGGCUGGCACCCAAGGCUGCCCCGUGGGAGAGCAUUUACACCUCAUCCUACCCCAGCCCGCCCGUGUGUGCUAUGUCCCGGCGGGAGCAUGCCAUCCCCGUGCCCCCCCCUCGCCUGCACCCUGUCCCGCGCCUCUGA
Molecule: messenger RNA, 588 nt
Organism: Nyctereutes procyonoides (raccoon dog)
Lineage: Eukaryota; Metazoa; Chordata; Mammalia; Carnivora; Canidae
Gene: CFAP107
Product: cilia and flagella associated protein 107
Exons: 4
Coding region: 1-588 (195 amino acids)
Source: RefSeq, a predicted model, not a curated record